AUGGCCAAGCCAAAACCCACCAUGCCAGCAGCCACCAGCACUGCAGCCAAGCCAAAGCCCACCACAACUAUGGCCAAGCCUACACCCACCACACCAAAACCUGCCCUAACAACCACUGCCACUAAGCCAACAACCACCACUGCCACCAAGAUGACACCCACCCCCCUAAAACCCACCACAACCACCACCACCACCAAACCAACACCUACAACCACCACUACCACCACUACCACCACUACCACCACCAAACCAACACCUACAACCACCACUACCACCACUACCACCACUACCACCAAACCAACACCUACAACCACUAAACCAACACCCACCACAACCACCUCUACAGCCAAACCAAAAACAACCACAACUAUGGCCAAGCCAACACCCACCACAGCAAAACCCACCCCAACUGUAGCUAAGACAAAACUUGCUACAGCCACAGCCAAACCAACACCCACCACACCAACAUCUACCACCACUACAGCCAAGCCAAGACCUGCUGCUACAACACUAGCACCUGCCACAACAGCAAAGACACAGGUGAAAACUGCCACAACCACAAAGCCAGAGCCAGAAAGACCUGAUCCAACUGAGGCAACUGGGAUCACUCUUUCCUUUGAGCCCACCUUAGACACAGAUGAUAAAUUAUCUCCAGAGGCAGACACUGGAGAGCCUCUUAGCUCCUUCACUACAGAGGAUCCAGCCUUAUUAGAAAGCAUGGGCUCAGCCUUCAGCCCCAGAUCAGUCCCAGAAACAAAGAAAGGUGUCAAAGAGGAGGGGAAAGAGAAAUCAGCCUUUUCCAGUCCAUCUCCAUCCCCCAGCCAAGCUGUUCCAGAGAUGAAGUUAGGUUUCAAUAGAGCUGAGCUCAUAACCCCCUCCAAGUCAGUGGUCCUCAGCCCUGAAGAGCCCUCGUUCUUGCGCUUAACAUCAUCCUCCAAAGACAAAAAAGGGCCGAGCCCCCAUUUCCAGAGCUCCCUCUCAGGUGCCCUGGACACAGAAGAACUGGAGACAAACUUGGACCAGACGAGUGUGGAUCCUUCCAAAGAUGGAGCUGCCAGUACCUGCUUGGGGUUUUCACUCUUCCUCCUCCCCAGUGCCAUCCUGGUGGGCCUUCUGCUCUGAAGGCUCUUCCUCAGCUGUCCCUGCACCCCUCACCAAGGCUUUUGUCAGCACUGGUUGUUCCACAGCCCUGGUAGGCUCAGGACACUCCUUGGACAAUUCCCACGCUCCCUCCUUACGCUGCCUUCUCUGCUGCAGCUGUGGCGAGCCAAGGGCAGCCGGCAGUGCCAGGGGAACUUUGUCCCCUUCCUGAGGAGACCUGAGGGCAGGAGGGUGUUUGCCAUCAUGCUGGUGACCUUGGACGCUUCUCCUUUUCCCUGGCUUCUGUUCCAUUUCCAGGCUGGAAGUGCUGAGCUCUCCCACGCACCCACAGUCCCCUAUGGCUGCAGGCCCUGUCACAGCGUGACCCUGGGGACAGCAGGGUGACCUGGGCACAGUCAGACACGGUGCUUGGCUUUGGUGUUUGU
This is a messenger RNA of Sturnus vulgaris (Common starling), 1526 nucleotides long. NCBI's taxonomy places the organism in Eukaryota, Metazoa, Chordata, Aves, Passeriformes, Sturnidae. The record is from RefSeq and is a predicted model, not a curated record.